ACCACCCAGUCUUCCGGUUGGGUCCUUUCAUUUAUGAAAGAACUGAAACUUUAUUCUCUAUCAGAUACCAGCGCGCGCUCAGUUCUGCUCUGUUCUGCUCUGUUCUGCUCUGCAGCAUUAACAAGAUCCAGCAUGACAGCCGUGGGGACCUGGAGCACUGGGAUGUGCGAAUGUUGCGCUGAUGUUGGCACGUGCUGCUGUGCCAUGUGGUGCUUCCCCUGCAUGCAGUGUCAGACGGCCCAGAAGCACGGCUGGUGCUGCGCUAUGCCACUCCUGGAUAUCUGUGGCGUGGUGACCUGCCUUCUCCGUUCUUCUAUCAGAGAGCGCCACCACAUCCCUGGGUCGUGCAUCGACGACUGCUGCAAGUGCAUGUUCUGCUAUCCGUGCGUCUGGUGCCAGAUGCACCGAGAGGUCAAGGUGCGAUCCAAUGCUGGCAGCGCCGUCUGCCACACUGUGGUCACUACUCAGGUCAUCAGGAGUUAAGCUAGUCAGGAGCUAGCAGGCUAUUUCACAUGUUUAAGGAAAUACCUUAAAGGAAUUUUUUAAAUUUUAAUUUUAAUGGUUACUGCUUUAGUUAGUAGAUGAAAGGUUUUUGUUUUGUUUUAUUCCUUCCAGGUUUGUUAAAGAUUUCUGAUACUGGAAAAUGUUAUUAAAAUAGUCUUUGGUUUGACUUAAUGAAUGUUUUUUCUUGCAUACAGAAGAAGAAUUUCAUUUGAAAACAUGUUUAAAUUUUUUUUUGUCAAUGUAGCAUGCACGCUACUGUUUAGUUAGAAAAAUAUGCUCUUAUUGUAUCUGGAAACCGUUGAAAAUGAGUCUGUUUUGACACUUUCAUGUACAUUGAAAACCUUUUGGAAAAAUAUUUCCUAACAUAGAACUCUUUGAAAAAGCA
This is a messenger RNA of Oryzias latipes (Japanese medaka), 889 nucleotides long. RefSeq names its product plac8 onzin related protein 1 (gene ponzr1). The record is from RefSeq and is a predicted model, not a curated record. Lineage: Eukaryota; Metazoa; Chordata; Actinopteri; Beloniformes; Adrianichthyidae.